Symbiodinium necroappetens is the source of this 322-nucleotide messenger RNA. The record is from the annotation of a GenBank genome assembly. NCBI's taxonomy places the organism in Eukaryota, Dinophyceae, Suessiales, Symbiodiniaceae.
AUGACUAGCGCGGAUCUUUUCGGCACGCGCGACUUCCUGAAAAACGAGUACAUCAAGAGGCUUGGAGGGGCCAAGCUUGGAAUCUACGGGAACUCCCGUGAGGAGGCCUUCUACCCGCUCUACAAGACCUUGGACGGGCAAGCUUUGGAUGCUUCGAAAAGUUCCUACAAGCUGGUCUUGAGCAAGAAGGAUCAAGAGAUUCCCAAGGCGUUCUGGUCUUUGACGAUGUACGACGGCGUCUCGCAGCUGCUAGUCGAAAACCCACUCAACCGCUAUCUGCUGAACAGCGCUAUGCUUCCUUCCAUGAAGGUCGCAGAAGACG